AUGGGGGACGCCCUGGAGCAGCUUUCAUUUCGAGUGGCCAUACUUCGCAAUACCAAUCUCAGCCACAACAGCACCCGCUGCACCGGAGCCCCCAUCAGCAACAUCAGCAGCACCAGCAGCACCCCCAGCAUUCCCAGCAUCAUCAGCCAACACGGUGUUGUACGUGAAUUGCAACAGCAGCCAGUUAUGAUUCCGACGCCUAUGGUGCCACCGCAGUUGCCUCCUCACUUCAGUUCCACUUCACUCCCGUUGCCAUACCCUGGAGACCGACAUGGUGUGAAAAGGCGGCGAGCGGAUGAUGGGCGAAGCGGAGGGAGUGAUGAGACGUCUUCUGGGAUCGGCCUUUCCAUGCUUCCAGAAUCAUCUCAUGCUGACGAGCAACACUCCUCCGAAAUGCUUUUACCUGCUCCAGGAGACCAUUCAUCACAUCAUCCACAUACUAUGCAACAUGAUUACCACCAAACAUCCCCAAUUCAUCAACAACAUCACCAUCACCGACUACCCUCCCAGGCUACCCUGGCGGCAGUUCAGGGAAAUGAUGGGGAGCUCACAUCGCCUGGUGGAGGCACCGGCUCGCAAAGCGUCGUUGGCCAGCCAGGCAUGCCGGACCCUGCGCCUCGCCCCAGGGGCCCGAAGUUGAAAUUCACACCGGAGGACGACAGCUUACUCGUGGAGCUGAAGGAAAAUCGGAACUUGACCUGGAAGCAAAUUGCAGAGUUCUUCCCAGGUCGGACCAGCGGGACCCUGCAAGUACGAUAUUGCACCAAACUGCGGGCAAAAGCAACAGUUUGGACCGAUGAAGCAGUGCAACGCCUGCGUAACGCCAUUCAAGAUUACGAAAACGAUCGCUGGCGUAUCGUUGCUACGAAGGUCGGCAGCGGGUUUUCUCCCGCGGCCUGUCGAGAAAAAGCUGCUGAAAUUCCCCCCUCGAAUCCCCCACCAAUUUAA
Messenger RNA from Nannizzia gypsea CBS 118893, 948 nucleotides. RefSeq names its product MYB DNA-binding domain-containing protein. The transcript is spliced from 3 exons. NCBI's taxonomy places the organism in Eukaryota, Fungi, Ascomycota, Eurotiomycetes, Onygenales, Arthrodermataceae. The record is from RefSeq and is a predicted model, not a curated record. The coding region runs from base 1 to 948 and encodes 315 amino acids.